AUGUCUUUGCCCAACGAUACUUCUCCAGCUGGUCCUCUAGGGGGACCAGCUUUGGAACCUUCGCCUGGCGAACUUGCAUCAGCACUUCAUAGACUGGGCUCUGUUAUGCGAAAGUGCGCUAUCAAAUUUCGUUUCACGACACGCAACUCACCAUCAGCUCAAGGCCCGCUCUUACCAGAACAUCGAGAUCAUAUCGACAGACUUCAAGAAAGUACACCAAUGUACUUGCCUUAUAUUCAAUUCCACCCUCGUGCUAUAAAUGUGGUACUUACAACAUCCCACCCCUCUUUAUCUAUCGAUGCAGUGCCUCAGCACAUGCACCCGACGCCUCAGCCCAUACUGCCAGCCCCUCAGUUUCCACCUCAUACUUCUGUUGCAGUUUUGAGUCAAGCACCGGCUGGUCGGUCAGAUGUCCCUCAUGUUGGAUCGAGUGUAGAUCGUAGGAAUCGUCGAGCAUUGAAUCGGGUGGUUGAAGUGCCAUCCUGGAGAGGCAGCAGUCGUUCAAGGAGUCCCAAUAUGUCAGGUCGUGCCAGUACUUCAUAUUCUGGUACUGGGCAUCAACAGAUGUUGACCAUGCCUCCAUCUAGUGGUGGGGAACACGACAUUUCGAUGGAAUAUGAACAUCCGCCCCAAACUGACACCAACCAUGCCACACCUCUAACCCAGCCUCGAGCUGUCAGUAUCUCCCCUGCGAUGGACACGAGUCCCAUCAUCAAUUCCAGAUCCACAGAUCCCCCACUCCAAACUCCUUCACCAGCGAGACAUUUUAUAAUGCCCUCUGCCAUUGAAAGUCAUCUUGACCGGCUUGUUACACAGCGCCUUCUCGAACUGUCUCAUAACGUGUUGACGCCGACUUUGAAGAAUGCUAUUGAUGCCAUGAUUCCUUCCAUGGUUAAACGGCUAUCAGACGAUAUGAGAAACGUCCCCGUUGGUCUCCAGCGUCGUACUCGUAAGGAGGAUUCUUCGUCCGAUACUCAAGCAAGUGACAGUAAUGAUGAUUUGACACCUCAUCCCCGCCGGAAGCGCCCCAGUAAGAGAGGCUCAAAGAAUCACUUGCAUCUCGCAUUCCGCAGCUAUUUACAAGAGAAGAAGCUGCUCAAGGGUAAAGAUGGCUCACUGCCUCAAUCUCCUCCAAUCGAAACCAUUCAAGCCUUCAAUCACAAUCACGACUGCUGUCCCACCCUACAAGACCUCUUCAUCGACUGGAGUGACUCACUAAAGAAGUCUUCAUGGAACACAGAAGUAAUCAACCUCGUAGUCAUAGACUUCCAAGCAAAGAUCAGGAACGGCACCUAUGCGCAAGUUCUUUUCCAUGCGAAAGCCACAAGUCUCGACAAUUUGUGUUCAUUGUGCAUUGAAAAGCUACGCAGAACUCAAUACCAAUGUCGACAAUGUGCGCAGAUCAGUAACUAUAUCAAUCUCGACGAGAUUAAUCAUGCAUCUCAUCAAUUGUUGACAUGCAACAAGCGAAGGCAGCGCUUAGAUAGGUGUAACACUCGAAAACAUGGGACUCUCGAGAGGCGUAUAAAGAUAGUGGCACAAAACCGACACCGCAGCCCUGAUACUUGGGACACGAUCGAACAUAUUAUCAAUCGGUUAGAUGUUGAUGGUGUUAGUGGGGAUGAAACGGACACGCCAAUUGGGGCGACACCAAAGGUAGUAAGGCGAGUAAACUUUCCAUGGCUCAAUCCCGACAUCACUCAUUUACUCCAUGCUGUGGAGUCAUAUGCUCCAGCAACUCACAAGGAAAAUAUGACCAUUCCAAUUGGAAACUCGUCUCUUCCACAUAUCUUGGAGCCGAAACGCACGGCUCAAAAUUCCAUUGCCAUCCAACGGCUUCCACGCAACUGGUAUAAUGACCACUGGUAUAAAGCUAAUUCCACCAGUGCCCGCGCUCUCUUAGGGGCUCGCAAGUCAUUGAUCAUCCCAACAUUGGAGCCCUAUGGUUCUCAGAAACACCCAUAA
Molecule: messenger RNA, 1965 nt
Organism: Suillus discolor
Lineage: Eukaryota; Fungi; Basidiomycota; Agaricomycetes; Boletales; Suillaceae
Exons: 5
Coding region: 1-1965 (654 amino acids)
Source: RefSeq, a predicted model, not a curated record